CGACACUUUCUUUCCACGGCGGUGAGUGUGGUGAUGAUUCAAGCGGUGGACGCGCCAAGUCUUCUGGUCCUGACCCUGCUGUGCGUUGUGGUGGAGGUGCUGCUGCAUGUUCUGCAGACACGAGGAAGCCGACCUACGCAGGCAGAGCUCGCCCUGCAGCGGCAGCAUGCGGUGCUCGCCGUCCAAGCGAAGAAGCUCAACAGCGUCGACAUGUUUGUCGAGCAUUCCAAGUUGGUGCGUCAGAUGAACACCGUCAAGAAGCAGGAGCAGACGCUGGCUGUCGAGCGCUUGGCGCAUGCAGCGGUCCCCCGCUACUUUGGCUACAUCCAACCUGUGCUCCUGGCGAUCGUGGUUGUCGUGUUCUGGUCCAGUCCGCUCGUGGUGUUCCCUCCUGGGCGGCUCAUGCCCGUGGAACGCCUGGUGGCCAUGCCGUUCUUCCCUGCCGGCUCCGUCUCCGCCGGGGGCUGGUGGCUCAUCUGUCGACGAGUGCUGGGCAAAGUGUUGAAGUAAACAUGUUUGAAUAUAUUACAAGAAUAUAUUAUUGUGAUAUAUCAGCCCAGAGUAUCCCCUCCGUAGCCGCCGCUUUGGCCGCCCAAGUAGUCGCGGCGACCGGCAUUGAGCUUCCGCGCAUUCGACUCGAGCUUGGGGCAGUCUGUGAUCCGAUGGCCCAACCCACCACAGAACGCACACCCUACCGCCAAACAAGUGUCGAUUAAAACAUCCAAAGUAUCAUUUUAACCUCAAAAAGCAUCAUUUUAACCCCAAAAUGUAUCAUUUAAACCCCAAAACGUAUCAUUUUAACCUCAAAAGUAUCAUUUAAACCCCAAAAAGUAUCAUUUGAACCCUAAAAAGUAUCAUUUUAACCCUAAAAAGUAGUAUCCUAUUCACCUCAAAAAACCAUUUCAUAUGAAAUACUAUCAUUUGAACCUGAAAGAACAGAAUCAUUUUAGAGGCAUAAAACGUUUCAGUCAAACGACAAAUCGUAUCAUAUUCACCCGAAAACAAAGCCAUUAGGACCCAAAUCGUGUCAUUUUCACUGUAAAAA
Aphanomyces astaci is the source of this 1045-nucleotide messenger RNA. RefSeq lists its product as hypothetical. The transcript has a single exon. Lineage: Eukaryota; Oomycota; Saprolegniomycetes; Saprolegniales; Verrucalvaceae. Gene Ontology annotation, biological process: tail-anchored membrane protein insertion into ER membrane. The record is from RefSeq and is a predicted model, not a curated record. The coding region runs from base 34 to 510 and encodes 158 amino acids.